Hibiscus syriacus is the source of this 1497-nucleotide messenger RNA. RefSeq names its product putative disease resistance protein RGA1. NCBI's taxonomy places the organism in Eukaryota, Viridiplantae, Streptophyta, Magnoliopsida, Malvales, Malvaceae. The transcript has 7 exons. Bases 1 to 1497 code for a protein of 498 amino acids. The record is from RefSeq and is a predicted model, not a curated record.
AUGGAAAAUCUUGUUAACUUGCAUUGUCUUGAUAUUAGAUGUGCAAACUCAAUAGAAAGGAUGCCUUUAGGAAUUGGUAAUCUAAAUAAUCUUCAAAGGUUAUCUGAUUUUUUUAUAGGUGAAGGUGAUGGGCAUCGUAUUGGAGAAUUGAAGAAUUUGUCAAACAUCAGAGAUGAUUUUUAUCUUUGGAGGUUAGAGAAUGUUAAUGAUCAAGAUGCAAGGGAAGCCAGGUUGAAUGAGAAAUCCGGAAUCAUUAAGUUGGUACUAAAAUGGAGUGGAGACUCCGAGAAACCUACAAGGAAGAAUGAAGUUGAAGAGCAAGUAUUGGACUCUCUUUGUCCUCCGAAAAAGCUUGUGCAACUCGUGAUUGAGAAUUUUGGUGGUGCAAAAUUCUCCACUUGGAUAGCAGAUUCUUCCUUCAAGAACUAUGAACAAGAUUGGUACGGAGUUCUUUGGAGAAAACCAGUCAAUUGCAUUUGCAUCUUUAGAGACUGUCUUUUGAGAGUCUACCGAAGUGGGAGUAGUGGGACGCUUGUGAAGAGACUUGAUAUCUACGAGUGCAGGAGAUUGGUAGUUUCAAUUUCAAGUUUUCCAUCACUGUAUGAAUUAAGCGUGGAAGAGUGUGAACAAUUGGUGGAUGAAUGCUCAUCUUCACCUGUGGAGGAGGUUACCUCGUUGCAAAGUGUGCAUCUUUCAAGCAUUUCGAAGUUAAGUAUUCCAGUAGAGAGGAUAUUACUGAGUCAAGUGUUGGAAUUCAUAGCUCAAGACUUCCAUGAAACCACUGAUCUCGAAAGUAUUCAAAUUUGGGAUGGUCACAAUAUUAAAUCUUUACCGCGAGGAUUAGACAAGCUCAUCCAUCUCCAGGAGAUUUCUCUACAUGAUUGUUCAAAUCUGGUGGUUUGUUUCGACGAAAUUGGGUUGCCCUCCACAAAUCUCAUAAUUCUUGAGAUAAGAGAUUGUGAAAAUUUUGGAGCCCUUCCAAAUUGCAUCAACAACUUCACCUCCCUUGGGCAGUUAACGGUGUUCGAUUGUGGGACUUACAUAUCCUUUCCAGAAGAUGGUCUUCCUACUAACCUCGUAUCACUCCCAAUCAUAAAUGCACCAAAAAUUGAUACCUCACUUGUUGAAUGGGGAUUCCAUAGACUCACCUCUCUUCAACGACUUUUGAAAUCAGCGGUGAAGAAUGCUCAAAUGUGGGCUUUCAACACCACUUCUCUUGAAGAAUUGCGAAUCAGCAAUUGUCCGAAGCUCACAUCUCUUCCGGAAAAAGACAUGCUUCUCUCUCUUGGAUGGCUAUGUAUUGACGGAUGUCCGUUGCUAAAAGAAGAGUGCACGAGAUUUAAAGGACGAGAGUGGUCCAAGAUUUCCCUCAGGUUAUCUGAAGCUUCAGUGGGAGCUUUCAUUAAGGAGUGUAUAUGGCGGCAUAUUGAUAUUUCCAGUGGCCGUCGUCUGCUAAACAAUGGCAGUAAAAACUCAACAAAUCUAGUGCAAAGAUGA